Messenger RNA from Dibothriocephalus latus, 264 nucleotides. The record is from the annotation of a GenBank genome assembly. NCBI's taxonomy places the organism in Eukaryota, Metazoa, Platyhelminthes, Cestoda, Diphyllobothriidea, Diphyllobothriidae.
UUUCCAACCGACCAUGGCCUACGCGCCACUCUCUACGCAUUGGCCGAGGGACAACGAGCUAUGCAAAGAGAUACAAACCUCGUAAAGCGCCAGUUACUCUGGCUGAUCAAAGGAAAUCAGAGGUUGCACCGCCGCCUGCGUGGGGCGGAGGUAGCUGCCACUGGCAGACGUGCAGCAGUCGCUGAUGUCGGGGAAGCUGUCCCACGCAAUCUCCUUAAUGCCCCCAUUGCCAGUGUUGCUGACCUCGACGAGGUUCAUAUGUGA